GUCCUAUCGGUUACAUUUGUCGGUACUAUAGGUUGCAAAUGUUUAUGAAUAUUUCGUGAGGAUAACGGCUUACGAGUACCUCAUGAACUGUCAGGCAUUGAGUGUCCGUGGUGAGGCUACAAUGAAAGUUCUGGUUUUCUCCUCUGUCGUCUGCUUCCUACUUGUGCUGCUGUCGUCUGCUACAGAUGCCGGAGUUCGGGUAAAAAAACAUCUUGUAUCUGGAAUGCCAAAUGUCUGUUCCUACCGUGAUGUGCAGCUGGUGCGUAAUCGAAGGCCUUCGACGAAAACUAGAACGACUCUUGUGAAGAUUCAUAAAGCGGACUGUGCCACGAAGGCGGCCUGGCAUGACUGCUUUGAUUUUGAACCAAGAACUGUCUACUACAAUACACGUAGAGAAGCCUUGGAGCGCAAGUACAUCACCGUAUAUGACUGUUGCGAAGGUUGGACAUUAGACGAGAGCAAGACGAAUUGCAGUAUUGAUGUCGACGAAUGUUCCACAGAAAACCACCGGUGCGUCCACAACUGCGUCAAUACGCAAGGUUCCUACCGUUGCUCCUGCCGCGCGGAGUACCAGCUCAGCAAUGAUGGCGUCAACUGCUUCCGAAUCGAUGUUGCGGUAAUUUAUGAAUGUGGGAUUGACAACGGCGGUUGUCAGCAUGUAUGUCGACGUGAUCGGGAAGGACAUGUGUGUUCAUGUCGUCCUGGAUAUCAUCUUGAAAGUGACGGAAAGUCGUGCACUGUUUCCAGAGUUGCGCAGAGAAGUUCUGGCAAGAAUAACGUAGAUCAACCCGGAAGAUUAGCGCAUUCAGUACAGAAAGAAGUAUGUGGUCGUGAUCUGUUUGGCACACGUUGCCAGUACGCCUGCAGCGACUGCCGGAAUGGGAAGUGUAACAGUGUCUCUGGUUGUCAGUGCCAUGCGGGAUAUAGGGGUGUAUUAUGCAACGAGACCUGCCUGCAGGGAACGUACGGUAUCAACUGCAGGGAACAGUGUCAAUGCCAAAAUGGCGGAACUUGCCAUCAUAGGACAGGCAAAUGCACCUGCCCACCCGGCUUUCGUGGUAAACUGUGCGAACAAGUAAGCUGUCUCCGUGGUUUUUAUGGCCGUAACUGCGACCAGAAAUGUCCGCGGGACUGUCCUCUUGGUCGUUGUAACCGUCGCCACGGUUACUGUGAGUGUCCUUCUGGUAAAACCGGUCUAAGCUGCGAUCUCCCCUGCCAGCCUUUCACAUACGGUCCAAACUGCCGUAAACCCUGCAAAUGCAACACAGGUCAGACCGUCAGGUGUAAUGCUAAGAACGGAAGGUGUCAGUGUAAACCCGGCUUCACCGGACGAUUCUGCAACAAAAAGUGCCCCUCGGGAACGUGGGGUAUAAAAUGUGCACUUCGAUGUAACUGUCCGCUGGGUUUGUCCUGUGAUCCGUCAAAUGGGGAUUGCCUCGUGAAAUGUUCCUCUGGUCUCGUGACACAGAACUGCAGUGAAGGGAGCGUAUACAAAACGAAGAAAUAUCAUAGUUGUCCCACAGGCUUCUACGGCAGGGAGUGUAUCCAUCGCUGUCUCUGUGAACCAAAUGCCCGGUGCGAAUCGCUGGGUGGAGCCUGCAUAUGUGACCCCGGCUGGCGAGGCACUUUCUGCGAACUGCCUUGUCCGCGGGGCUUCUAUGGCCUCGGUUGUCAAAUGCGUUGUCACUGCCCUCCUGGGGUUGACUGCAAUCACGCUACGGGAGUGUGCCUUUGCAAGGGCCGUGAUUGUGUGAAAGGGCUGCCACUGAAGGAAUGUGACAAAAAUAAAUAUGGACCAAGCUGCGAUAGUGACUGCCAGUGUAUUCGUGGAGCGUGCAAUCCGGUAAAUGGCAAGUGUACCUGCGACUUGGGCUACACUGGCCCUCUCUGCGAUAAGAGUGAGUUAGCAGUUUGGGAUUUUGACAUAUACGUAGUCUCUUCCAGCUGUUCCACUUGUGAAAGCUUUCCAUUUCCAGAAUGUCCAGAAGGCAGGUACGGAAAAAGCUGUCUCGGUUCUUGCUUUUGCUUGAAUGGUGGUACGUGCGACCAGAGGGAUGGAACUUGUCUGUGCCCUCCUGGCUUUAAAGGAAAUCACUGUCAAGAAGUCUGCACACAGGGUUCAUUUGGACAUCAGUGUGCAUCAUCCUGCCAGUGUGCACACGGCACAUGUGACCCGCAAAGUGGGAUGUGCAGAUGCGAUCCUGGAUAUAGAGGCCCAAACUGUGAAGACACCUGCUCCCUGGGCACGUAUGGGCCUGGAUGCAGGUACCAGUGCAGAUGCCACAAUGGAGGGGGAUGUGAUUCUGUAACUGGACACUGCAAGUGUUCACCUGGCUAUUUUGGCCCAACAUGUUCUCUGUCAUGCCCAGAUGGCACAUACGGAGAAUACUGCCAGCACCACUGUGCAUGCCAAAAUGGAGGCAGCUGUGAUCACGCCACUGGUAAAUGUAGCUGCGCUCCUGGAUUUCAGGGUCAACUUUGUGAUAAAGUGUGCCCGGACGGCUGGUACGGGAAGAGCUGCUCGCAGCAGUGUGAAUGUGGAGUCUACACCUGCCAUCCUGUGACUGGAAGAUGUCGGUGCCCUCCAGGCCGUCAAGGGGAUCGCUGUGAAAACGAAUGUCGUGCCGCAAGUUAUGGUCCUGAAUGCAAGUUCUCUUGUGAGUGCUCGACCAAUGCAAGAUGCGAUGAAGUAACUGGGCAGUGCAUCUGCUUCACUGGUUGGACAGGACCCAAGUGCACAGGGAAGGAUGACAGUGCUGACUCCUUAUCUCCUUAACGGAAUAAGUGCUGUGAGAGCACACUAGUUUUUCCACCGUGGGAGAAAAAGGUGUGAGAGCUGCACAUAAAUGUCCACGGUGGAGAUAAUGCUUAUCUUCUAAACAUUUCUUGGUCCUUCUGCAGCUGUAUGGAAAUUGAAAUGACUGCAACUCUAACCUAUCUUAUAAUAAGCUAGACUUUUUGGUUAAUACUCUGAUUGAACAGUACAGAAAAAAUACAGUAGAGGAGCUGUCAAAUAGAAGAUCAGCAACGUGACUUCAAAGGAAUACUACGACUGGCUUAUCAGGUCUUCAGAAACAUUAUCGUGAAUAUACCUUCCAACGUACUUAAACUUGCUAGUAUCACAGGAAUUUCUCUUCAUGGCUGCCAUGACUGAUCAAGAACCUGAGCAAGGCAAUUUGGAUCUGUUGUUACAGGCUGUUAUGCGUGCAGGAACAGACACACAAGUGUACGUUCUCGUACAAUAAAGUACUCUCGAGGU
Messenger RNA from Ornithodoros turicata, 3259 nucleotides. RefSeq names its product multiple epidermal growth factor-like domains protein 6. Lineage: Eukaryota; Metazoa; Arthropoda; Arachnida; Ixodida; Argasidae. The record is from RefSeq and is a predicted model, not a curated record. Gene Ontology annotation, molecular function: calcium ion binding; protein binding; scavenger receptor activity. The transcript is spliced from 17 exons. Bases 83 to 2776 code for a protein of 897 amino acids.